GGGAUGGCUGACAGAGAUAUUUGUGAAAUGGAAGGAGAUUUCAUAGCAUUCUUCAAUAGCCUUUUGGAGUUGUUCGAGUUUUUUGAGGAGAAAGACAGAUUUACUCAUGAUGACAUUGAAUUUGGCCAGGAAAGAGUAAGAGGAGCAAUUAAUACCCUAUCAUUCAUUGAAUCACAUCCAUCCUUUAGAAACCAGGCAUCACCAGAUUUACAUCAAUCUGUGGAAAUUCUUCUGGAUCAUUUUAGUUAUGUAAGAAAAAUUAUCCAAGACAUUCAAUCUCCUCGAUGCAGUGUCCCAGCAAUUGUGAAUGGUGCAGGGGAGGUCUUGCAUACAGGACAUGUAGGCAGACCUACAGCAUUUAUAAAUGUAGAGCAAGUGAUUUAUUUAUUGAACCAUGGGUUUAAAUAUACGGAAGUCGCCAGGAUCUUUCUAAUUCAUAGAACCACAUUGUGGAGGAGGUUGAAAAAUGAAGUGGAUUUUCAAAGAUACACAGAAAUUGGGGAUGAAGAAUUGUCAACAAUAAUAAAGAACAUAAAAGACCAGCAUCCUCAUAGUGGGGUUUCUUUAGUGAUUGGACAUUUACGGUCAAAUGGCAUAACUGUACAACACAGAAGGAUUCGAAGAGUUUUGAGAGCACUUGAUCCUGUUAAUUCAGCAUUACGGUGGGGUCUGAUGACCUAUAGGAGGGCAUACAGUGUUCCUGGACCAAAUGCACUAUGGCAUAUCGAUGGGCACCACAAACUCAUAAGGUGGAAAAUGGUUACCCAUGGUGGUAUAGAUGGAUUUAGUCGACUUAUUGUUUAUUUAAAGUGUUCCAACAAUAACCUUGCUGAAACUGUGUUAAAUCUGUUUAUGGAAGCUGUUGAAACAUUUUCUUUACCCUCAAGAGUCAGAGGGGAUAAAGGUUCCGAGAAUGUUGAGGUUGCCAGGUAUAUGGAGCAAACCAGAGGAAGAAAUCGUGGCAGCUUUAUUGCAGGAAGGUCCAUACACAAUUCUCGAAUAGAGAGAUUAUGGAGAGAUGUGUUUUACUCUGUAAUUCAAACAUAUUACUCUUUGUUUUAUUAUCUUGAAAGCAUAAGUGAACUAGAUAUGGAAAAUCACAUAGAUAUGCUUUGUCUUCACUAUAUAUUCAUUCCAAGAAUUAAUGUGGCAUUGACAGAGUUCAAAAAUGCAUACAACUGCCAUAGCAUGCGGACUGAGCACCACUGGAGUCCAUAUAAAAUGUGGAUCAAUGGAAUGAUCAACCGUAAUCGGCAAAACUCUGUUGGUAAUUGUGUUUUUGAGUUGAAUGAAGACAUUCCUAUAUCAGAUAUCGAGACCUUUGGAAUAGACCCCCAAGAAGCACCAGACCAUGAAUCAUAUGACGAGGAACUGCAUGAUAAUCAAGAAACAUUUCAAAUGCCUGGUUUGCCAACACAAUUGGAUUUGAUCUUUGAAAGGCUAACAUCAUCAGUAAACCCUCUAGAUUUAAGUGAAAAUCUUGGGAUAGACUUAUUCAGAGCAGCAAAGCAAAAUUUAUACUCUCUUUUAAACCAAGAUGAAUUGUAAAAAUUGAUUACUAUCUCAUUAAUAUGUUUGAAUAUUCUGACCGUGGAUUACACUUGCUUGUCAAGCUUACACUUUAGAAAUAAAACUUUGAACACAACUUUAGCUCCCUUGCUAAUAUAUUCUAGUUUGCUUUGUCCAUUCUGAUGGGAUUUGCACCCAUAUAAAAACUUGGCCAAUUGCAAUUUCAAUCAUCCUAUCAGGAUGUUCAGUUUUACUUUUAAAAUACACCACCUUUUAAGGGAUUACCAAUUGUCCUGGUACUAGUUUAUACAGAUAUAAAUAUGUACCUAAGAGUACACAAUCUAUUGCUGGUACUAAAAUCAUUUACCCAAAUAAACAUGUUCAGGUCAACUGCACCUUGCAGCAUUUUGCAUAUUUCUGUAGAAAAAGUUGACAUCUUGCUUCAUAUUGAAUGCAUGAUGAAAACCUACUUCAGUUAUAAAGAUACAAGCUUAGAUGAAAAUAAGGUUACUCUAAGCUCCUCCAAAAUAUUGUAGAGAAGCAUAAAAUUGUCAAGUGAACAAGUUAGAGUUUUAAAAUGCCUUUAAUGUACUAAAAGUCUUCAUAAACUGUACAAGAAUGUCACAAAAAUAACUAGAAAAACUUCCAUAGGACAUGAAUGCCUCAUCCAAAGAACAUUUCUUAGUAUUGCAACAGUGCAUAAAAAAAUGUACCUUUCUUUUUUAGUCCGAGAUUGAUUCAUCCCAUAUAACAGCUGCAUUAAGUCUCACUGUUUCAAGUUAAUUAUGUCAUUUAGCAAAUUUAUACAUAUUUAAGUAUGUAUGGUAAAAACUCUCGGAGAUGUAUUGAUGUAUGGAGUCUUCUCAAGAACUUAAUAACCUUUAAUACUAAAGAACAAAAUGAGGGUAAUCUUUAUUUUUUAUAAACUAUAUAUAUUGGGUUUAAGUUUUGUGUUCUUGCAUUUUAUUGGUUUGUCAAAUUCCCUCUAAAUAUUCUAGGUUAUUCUGGUCACUCUUUGUCAAGAUAUUUUGCACUCUGCACUUAUAUGCGGGAGCUUGCCUAUUCCCUGAGAAUGGUAUGCUAUUGU
Molecule: messenger RNA, 2596 nt
Organism: Saccostrea echinata
Lineage: Eukaryota; Metazoa; Mollusca; Bivalvia; Ostreida; Ostreidae
Exons: 1
Coding region: 4-1548 (514 amino acids)
Biological process (GO): DNA integration
Molecular function (GO): nucleic acid binding
Source: RefSeq, a predicted model, not a curated record